Messenger RNA from Pseudogymnoascus verrucosus, 2463 nucleotides. RefSeq lists its product as uncharacterized. The coding region runs from base 274 to 1458 and encodes 394 amino acids. Lineage: Eukaryota; Fungi; Ascomycota; Leotiomycetes; Thelebolales; Thelebolaceae. The transcript has 5 exons. The record is from RefSeq and is a predicted model, not a curated record.
CGGCAUUUUGUUCACGCCGAGCCACCAUUCCGAGAACCUGGGAAAGGAAGGGAUAUGCAUGUUGCAGAAUUUCUUUGAUCUCAUAGCGUAAUCUUCCACCUGCAUGAUCCCCGAGCGAUCUCCAAGCGACGCGGGCUUUGAUUUUUGGCUUUUAAGAUGUCCAUCGCCGCCGCCGCCGGCGCCCUCACGCUGCCCCAUCGCUCUCCAUGAUCCGCUACAUGGCACAGUCGAUUGCCAACGUCGAUUUAUGCACUGUGUUGAUACCUCGUGAGCAUGGUUGAUACGCUGCAGCCGGCCGCGUUGGCCAUAAUAGGGGUUUCGUUGUUCCUCAGUACAGUCUUUUUUGCUCUACGCAUCGGCGCGAGAAUCUUACAAGUGAAGACGGAGAGGCAUUACGACAAAUUAAUAAAGUGGAGUGAUGGCUUCCUCCUCGCCGCCUAUGUUCUCGUCGCCGCCGAAUCAUGUGUUAUUAUAAGAUAUACCCUCUACACCUGGCAGGGUUACCACAAAGCGGACAUCCCGCAUCUUAGCAUCGAGCAAAAAGUCACAGGCGGGAAGUACAACAUCGCGAACCAGCUGCUCUACAACCCGAUCCUCUCCCUCGUCAAGGCCUCCGUGAUCUUCUUCCUUCUCCGAAUCGGCAACACGCACCGCAUCGCGCGGAUCUCUCUGUGGGUUGCACUCGCCCUAAACCUCGCUCUCGCAAUCGCCAUCGUCUUCGCCUGUGCCUUCCAAUGCACCCCAGCGCGUUAUGUCUACGCCGCGGCCCAGAUGGACUACGAUGCUCAGAUAGCAGCUGGCGCGGAUAGCGACGGCAAGGUCAAUGGCGAGGUGGUAAAAGGAGGGCACUGCUUUCAUCAGGUCCAAUUCUUCCUUAUUAGCGCAGGACUUGCCGUCCUGACCGACCUGAUUGUGCUAGCUAUCCCGACGGUCAUCGUCUGGGACCUGAAGAUGUCACGGAGGAGGAAGCUUGUUGCUAUUGGCAUGCUAAGCGCUGGCGCUAUUGUAACUGCCGUAUCCAUCGCCCGCAUCGUCGUCUACAACUGGCGCUUCUCCCCGAAUAACCACGACCAGACCUACGGUGUCGGCUACACCAUCUCCUCGAUCGAAGCCAAUCUCGCCGUAGUAACCGGCAGCAUCCCCGCCCUGAAACCCCUCGUCACCCGCUUCGUCCCGCGCUUCUUCUCCAACGACAAGGACUACAGCGAUCGGCCGUCGGGCUACCCGCGUGGACACAGGAGUAAGAGUGGACCGAAGAGCGACAAGGACCAUCAUGCCCUCGACACAUUCGGCGCGCAGGUUGGCGGCUGGAAGGGGUCGGGGCGGCGGACUGAGGCGUGGUCGAGCGAUGAGCAUAUUCUCACGCGGCCGGAGGAGAUUAGGAGGAAUGUGGAGGUGGAUAUUACAUUCAGCGAGGCGACUUCCGAUGACGGGAAGGGGCCACAGAGUCUACGAUAGGGCAGGCUCUAGAGAUGGGUUGAAUGAGGUUUAAAAAGACCCCUUUGAGCUUUGAGGGUGGCGCUUGGUAAGGGGAUGGAACAGAUAUACCCUAUGGCGCUGAUGCUGGCGUUUCCAUCGAUAUACAUCUUAUCGAACUUACACAUGUUUUUCGGACGUAAUGGGACUGGCUCUUAGUAUUGGAGUUUUGGAAUGAGUUCAGCGACCCCCCUAUACCCACCCAUUGGAACUUGUCCAGCCAAGUUCUGGGGCGCAAGAGGUGCUAGGGGAAGUGCAGCACACAGGAUGUGCAAUCAGCACAGAGGAGGACGACGAUACCCGUGCGACCCAAAGCCCAUGAGGAUGGCUUGAAACCCCAUCUCUCCAUACAUAUUUACGCGGCAACUACGACCAAAUAGAAGCAUUUAAUUACCUAUAACUAUAAUAAUAACCAUUUCAGACCAUUUUCGACAAGCUACUCACUCUAAAAUGAUUCAAAUACGUUCUAUCAGCUCAAGUUGCAGUUCUCAAAUCCCCAGCUAUCCACUGCACUUCAAUCCCCAUAGUCUUAGGCGCCACCCGUACAUCCCGCCCCCUAAAACAAUAGCUGCGGCAUUUGCUUUGAAGCCAUCGUAUCCCGCGGCACUUGUAUACGAGCCUGUGGUGGGGAUCCCGGCGGCCCCGAGUCUGAGCGCAAUAACGCCAAGGGAGGGCCUGCCAGGGAAGUUGCCCGCGUCCUGGUACUUGGCAGUCUGGGGUACGCCCCAUUUCAUUGUCGGGCCUAUUCUGAGACAGGAACGCCCAUGUUUGGUACUGGAGGGAAGCGAUCGAUUCGUCGUCCUUAUUUGAGUUUUGGGGUAAACUCCGCUGGGAUCGGAGGCUUCGGAGGGCCUGGAAUGUGUCACUCGGAGCGCACGGUGAUCUGCAGAUCGUAAUUUUUGCGAAUAGUUGCUGUUGAGGCCGCCAGAGAUGACGGACCUUGGCAGAGAUCUCACGGAGAUCUAGGGGCGGGUGUGGGCUGUGGGG